AUGAUGAACCAACCUGGGUAUUAUUUCCACCAGGGUCCAGCCGUCCAACCACACCCCGCAAGCGUUAACCCUCGACCGCCAUCGAUGGCCGCCCCCGAGCCAAUAUACUCUUCACCAGAAUCUGCAAGCGCUCACAUCACAGAAACAGAUCAGCCGGCCAGACAUGCAAAUUCACGUCCACGGCCACAAUGCUGGGAUCACGGCUGCAACGGUCGCGAGUUCUCGACCUUCAGCAAUCUGCUUCGGCACCAGCGCGAAAGAUCCGGCGUAGUAGCCAAAGCAGAAUGUCCAGUCUGCGGAGCAGUUUUCACACGCACGACAGCGCGCAACAUACAUGUCGCUCAAGGGAAGUGCAGAACUGAAGGCAGGGAAUCCUCUACUGAGUAG
Molecule: messenger RNA, 387 nt
Organism: Penicillium olsonii
Lineage: Eukaryota; Fungi; Ascomycota; Eurotiomycetes; Eurotiales; Aspergillaceae
Source: the annotation of a GenBank genome assembly